UGCUGGAAGUCAUUAUGAAGCGGAUGGACACUCUGUCUCGACUGGGUAACACCACUGAAACCCACAAGCUGGAUGAGCUCGCCUCCGUCCUAGACAGAAUUCAGCCGAUCGGUCUGGUGGAGCGGAUCCAGGCCAUCGCCCAGAACAUGUCGGACAUGGCAGGGAGGGUCGAGCAGAUUCUGCAGCGCAGCAUCGCGAGCAAAAAAGUUAGGGAAGGAACAUUGGGACAGUGUGACAUUCCAAAAGACCCUCAUUAUCCAGACUGCCCCGGCAAGAUGGAUGUAAGUCUGCCUUGAGUGUGGAUUGCAAAACUAUUUUGCACACAGAAAAACACAUUUUUUUGUCCGUCUCUGUGCAGCAGAGAUUUUUUGUAAUACGAACUGAGACAAACACUCCUCGUGGAGUUCUGGGUCGUCAAGAUUGGUACAUUUC
Hippocampus comes (tiger tail seahorse) is the source of this 432-nucleotide messenger RNA. Its product is annotated as alpha-1,6-mannosylglycoprotein 6-beta-N-acetylglucosaminyltransferase B-like. The transcript has 3 exons. The record is from RefSeq and is a predicted model, not a curated record. NCBI's taxonomy places the organism in Eukaryota, Metazoa, Chordata, Actinopteri, Syngnathiformes, Syngnathidae. The coding region runs from base 15 to 296 and encodes 93 amino acids.